AUGAUGGAAUCCAGGAUCAAACGCCUGGCCACGACGCUGAUGGACGCGACGACGGAUAAGGAUCCGGAGGUGCAGGAGCAGAUCCUCAAGGCCCUUUGCUUCCUGGGAGAGUCGGAGCCGGAGGAGAUCCUCAACUCCUGCGACGAGUACCUGAGGCAGCACGACAAGUUGGCCUAUCCGCACCGCGUGAUCAUCCUCAAGGCCAUGGAGGUUGUGGUGAGGAACAACAUUGACCUCCUGGACAAGAGCACGGCCAAGGUGGUGAUUUUCUUGGCGUCCAACGAGAUGACCAAGACCAAGGACGUGGUCCCGGAGUGGCAAGAAGCUUCCAGCAAUGUCCUGGUGGCUGUGGGCCAGCGCUUCAUCAACAAGGUGAUGGAGGAGGUCUUGACCAAAUUCCAGCCGGGAAUUCUGCCCCACUACUACGUCAUGCAAACCUUCGCCAACCUCUCCGUGUCCAACGUCUUUGGGAUGGUUCCUUUCCUCAACUCCAUCCUGGGAACGAUGCUGCCCAUGCUGGGAAUGGCCAAGCAGGACCACAUGAAGUCUGUCUUCUGCUCCGCUCUGCAGCACUUCAGUGAGAGCAUCCAGGAGUACUUGGCCAACCUGGACAAGGCCCCAGACCCAACGGUGAGGAAGGACACAUUCUCCAACGAGAUCUUCUGCGCCUACGAAGUUCUGUUCAACAGCUGGUUACAGCACCGAGAGCCCAAGCUCCGACUUGCCGUGGUGGAAGCUCUUGGUCCCAUGAGUCACCUGAUGCCAAGUGAGAAGCUUGAGGAGCAGCUCCCAAAGCUCAUUCCAGGCAUCCUGGGCCUCUACAAGAAGCACUCGGAGGCUUUUUACAUCUCCAAGAGUCUCUGCCAGAUCCUGGAAGCUUCCGUGAGCAUCGGGAGCCGCAGCCUGGAUGUUCUCCUGGACUCUCUCCUGGGCUCUCUGCACCCCCAGAUCUGUGCUCCAGCAGAUCCUUCUGUCCCUCUCACUGCCAAGAACCACACGGAGAUCCUUCGCUGCUUCACUGUCCUGGCCUGUUCCUUCCCGGAUCGUGUCCUGGCGUUCCUGCUGCCCAAGCUGGAGAGCAGCACUGAGAGGACUCGAGUGGGAACUCUGCUCAUCAUGAGGCAGAUCAUCAACAGUGCCCCCUCGCAGAUGGAGAUCAAGAAGCCUUUCAUCCUCUCCUCCAUGAAGCUUCCUCUGCAGGACAACAACAACAAGGUGAAGCGCGCGGUGGUGCAGGUGAUCAGUGCCAUGGCUCACCAUGGCUACCUGGAGCAGCCUGGAGGAGAAGCCAUGAUGGAGUUCCUGGUCCGCCAAUGUGCUCUGCCCUUGGCUGGGGUCCCCAAGAAGUCUCCAGGAGAUGCUGAGGAGCUCACGAGCGACAGCGUCCAGAGCAUCAGCGUCAACACUCUCUUCCUGCUCAGCACCACCGUGGACAGGAUGAACCAC
Molecule: messenger RNA, 1446 nt
Organism: Acanthisitta chloris (rifleman)
Lineage: Eukaryota; Metazoa; Chordata; Aves; Passeriformes; Acanthisittidae
Gene: MROH1
Product: maestro heat-like repeat family member 1
Exons: 13
Cellular component (GO): cytoplasm
Source: RefSeq, a predicted model, not a curated record